AUGGGUACUUUGAUUGCUGCCGGCUCCAAAAAAACUUUGGACCUCGAGGAUGUUCCUCAGCUUGCCAGUAUUGAUAGUGUCAGGUCGGCUUUUCCAAUUUUGAGAAAUAAGGUAGAAUCGGACUGUGAGAGUAGUAGUAAAGUGACGACAUAUGUGCUGGUGAAGGCUUUGAUUUUCACGGUAUGGAAGGAAAUUCUAUUAUCAGCUUUUCUUGUGCUUGCUUACACAUUGGCCUCGUAUGUCGGCCCCUACCUCAUUGAUACUUUCGUUCAAUACCUUAAUGGUCGUCGCGAAUUCAAAAACGAAGGUUAUCUUUUGGUUUCUACUUUCUUCUUUGCAAAGCUAGUUGAGUGUCUUGCACAGAGGCACAUGUUUUUUAAGCUCCAACAGGCUGGGUUUAGAGCCAGGGCUGCAUUGGUUGCCAUGAUCUACAAUAAGGGUUUGACCAUUUCAUGCCAAUCAAAGCAGAGACACACUAGUGGGGAGAUCAUCAAUUUCAUGACAGUUGAUGCGGAGAGGAUUGGUGACUUUAGUUGGUAUAUUCAUGAUUCCUGGAUGGUGCUCCUACAAGUUGGUUUGGCUUUGGCGAUCUUAUACAAAAACCUUGGGCUUGCUUCACUUGCUACAUUUGUUGCUACUGUAAUAGUGAUGUUGGCAAAUGUUCCUUUGGGGAAGUUGCAGGAGAAAUUUCAGGAAAAAUUAAUGGCAUCUAAAGAUAAAAGAAUGAAGUCGACGUCUGAAAUUUUGAGGAACAUGAGGAUUCUAAAGCUUCAAGGAUGGCUGAGAAGAUUCGUUUACACUUCCGCGAUGACCACUUUUGUUAUUUGGAUUGCCCCUACAUUUGUGUCCGUGGCCACUUUUGGUGCUUGUAUACUUAUGGGAAUCCCACUCGAAUCAGGGAAGAUAUUGUCUGCACUUGCAACAUUUAGAAUACUUCAAGGGCCUAUUUAUAAUCUUCCCGAUACAAUUUCGAUGAUUGCUCAGACUAAAGUUUCCCUUGACCGAAUUGCUUCAUUCCUCCGCCUUCAUGACCUGCAGCCGGAUGUUAUACAGAAGUUGCCGAAAGGUACAUCUGACACGGCCAUUGAGAUAGUUGAUGGGAAUUUUGCCUGGGAUGUGACUUCUCCUACUCCAACUCUCAAAGAUAUAAAUCUCAGAGUGUCUCAUGGCAUGAGGGUUGCUGUUUGUGGUACCGUUGGUUCAGGCAAGUCGAGCUUAAUCUCUUCUAUCUUGGGAGAAAUGCCCAAAAUAUCAGGAGCUAUUAUGCUAAGUGGAACAAAGGCCUACGUUGCUCAGUCACCCUGGAUACAGAGUGGGAAGAUUGAGGAGAAUAUACUUUUUGGUAAGGAAAUGGACAGAGAGCGGUACGAGAAGGUUCUUGAAGCAUGUUCCUUAAAGAAAGACCUGGAAAUUCUCUCCUGCGGUGAUCAGACGGUUAUAGGUGAGAGAGGAAUCAAUUUGAGUGGUGGACAGAAGCAGAGAAUACAGAUUGCGCGUGCCCUGUACCAAGAUGCUGAUAUCUAUCUAUUUGAUGAUCCAUUUAGUGCAGUGGAUGCUCAUACAGGAUCACAUCUUUUCAAGGAAUGUUUACUGGGGCUGCUGGGUACGAAAACUGUAGUUUAUGUUACUCAUCAAGUGGAGUUCUUACCGUCUGCAGAUCUGAUCCUGGUCAUGAAAAAUGGGAGAAUUACGCAAGCUGGAAAAUAUGAAGACAUUCUAAAUUCAGGAAGCGACUUCAUGGAACUUGUGGUUGCCCAUAAGGAAGCUUUAUUGGCGCUUAAUUCCGUGGAAACAAGUUCAGGCUCAGAAAAAUUUAAUAUCAGCGAGGAACGAAAUGGUAUUGGGGGUGCUAAGAAGGUUCUCAAGGACGAUAAAAGUGGAGUUGGUCAAAAUGGCAAAGCAGAUGAUGCUGGGGGAGCAAAAGGUCAGCUUGUUCAAGAAGAAGAAAGAGAGAAAGGAAGAGUUGGUUUUUCGGUCUACUGGAAGUAUAUCACAACUGCGUAUGGCGGAGCACUUGUGCCCUUUAUAUUAUUGGCACAAUUUUUCUUUCAGCUAUUUCAAAUUGGGAGCAAUUACUGGAUGGCAUGGGCAACUCCGGUCUCAAGUAAUGUACCGCCUCCUGUUGGAAGCUCGACUCUUCUAAUUGUCUAUGUAGCUUUGGCAAUCGGAAGUUCUUUUUGCGUCCUUUCCAGGGCCUUACUUCUUGUGACGGCCGGGUACAAGACUGCCACAUUAUUGUUCAAUAAAAUGCAUUUCUGCCUUUUUCGUGCCCCUAUGUCUUUCUUUGAUGCCACUCCUAGCGGAAGAAUACUGACCAGAGCAUCUACAGACCAAAGUGCAGUGGAUUUGAACAUUCCAGGUCAAGUUGCGUCUUUUGCCUUCUCAAUAAUACAACUCCUGGGAAUUAUUGCAGUGAUGUCGCAGGUUACUUGGCAGGUCGUCAUCAUUUUUUUUCCUGUCAUUGCCAUUUGCAUCUGGUUACAGCAAUAUUACAUACCAUCAGCACGAGAAUUGGCACGGUUAAUUGGAGUUUGCAAAGCUCCAAUUAUACAGAAUUUUGCUGAAACAGUCUCAGGAUCAACUACGAUUAGAAGUUUUGAUCAGGAAUCUAGAUUCCAGGACACAAAUAUGAAAUUGAUAGAUGGGUAUUCUCGACCAAAGUUUCACAGUUCUGGUGCAAUGGAGUGGCUAUGCUUUCGCUUGGAUAUGUUGUCUUUAAUUACAUUUGCCUCUUCCUUGGUUUUUUUGAUCUCUGUUCCGGUGGGAGCAAUUGAUCCGAGUGUUGCGGGAUUAGCAGUAACAUAUGGGCUUAAUUUGAACAUGUUACAAGCUUGGGUCGUAUGGAAUCUUUGUAAUCUAGAGAAUAAAAUUAUAUCAGUUGAAAGAAUACUUCAAUACAUUUCUCUCCCCAGUGAGCCUCCUCUUGUUAUAGAAUCUGCCAGGCCAGAGGCAGACGGUCACUGGCCAUCACAUGGUAAAGUUGACAUUCGUGAUCUGAAGGUGCGAUAUGCCCCACACAUGCCACUUGUGUUACGUGGCCUCACAUGCACUUUCCCUGGAGGAAAGAAGACUGGCAUUGUAGGAAGGACGGGCAGUGGUAAAUCAACACUUAUACAGACACUCUUCCGUAUUGUUGAACCAGCUGGUGGACACAUUUUUAUAGAUGAUAUCAACAUCUCUUCGAUCGGGCUGCAUGAUUUAAGAUCUAGAUUGAGCAUAAUUCCACAGGACCCAACCAUGUUUGAGGGGACGAUACGAAGCAACCUGGAUCCACUUGAAGAGCAUACGGACGAACAGAUUUGGGAGGCUCUCGAUAAGUGCCAGCUUGGAGACGAGGUUAGGAAGAAGGAAGGCAAACUUGAUUCAGCAGUUAAUGAGAAUGGAGAGAAUUGGAGUGUGGGUCAAAGACAGCUGGUCUGUCUUGGCCGUGUUCUACUGAAGAAAAGCAAGGUUUUGGUGCUUGAUGAGGCAACAGCAUCAGUUGAUACAGCGACUGAUAAUCUGAUUCAGCAAACCCUGAGGCAACACUUCUCCGACUCCACAGUCAUAACCAUUGCACAUAGAAUAACAUCUGUGCUCGACAGUGACAUGGUCCUACUAUUAGAUCUUGGAUUAAUCGAGGAAUACGAUACUCCAACCAAGUUGCUGGAAAACAAGUCAUCUUCGUUUGCUAGGCUCGUAGCAGAGUAUAGUGUGAGAUCAAAAUGAUGAUGACCAUCAAGUUGUAGUUAUGUUCUCAGGUACAAUUUGCCCCAAUGGAUGGGGCAUCUUCUAUGUUCCAAAUUAUUCUCCUAUUUGAGUGUAUGUGACGUGUGGAAAGCCAACUUAUACGUGCGUAUAUGUUCUACGCAAGAUGCGUUAUGAAUAAUCAAUAAAGAAUUGGUACCGAGUAUUAUUAUGUUGGUAGAGAUGAGUUUGACAGGUUUUAAGAAUUUGCUUGGGCAUGUUUGGGAUAGAGAAGAUAUGUAUGGUGG
Messenger RNA from Ilex paraguariensis (yerba mate), 3974 nucleotides. NCBI's taxonomy places the organism in Eukaryota, Viridiplantae, Streptophyta, Magnoliopsida, Aquifoliales, Aquifoliaceae. The record is from the annotation of a GenBank genome assembly.